Molecule: messenger RNA, 1200 nt
Organism: Maudiozyma barnettii
Lineage: Eukaryota; Fungi; Ascomycota; Saccharomycetes; Saccharomycetales; Saccharomycetaceae
Gene: TLG2
Product: Tlg2p
Exons: 1
Coding region: 1-1200 (399 amino acids)
Biological process (GO): vesicle fusion; intracellular protein transport; vesicle-mediated transport
Cellular component (GO): membrane; SNARE complex; endomembrane system
Molecular function (GO): SNAP receptor activity; SNARE binding
Source: RefSeq, a predicted model, not a curated record
AUGUUCAGAGAUAGGACGAACUUAUUUAUAUCAUAUCGUCGUACGUUUCCCAGUUUUGGGGAUUCGUUGAUGUCAACUGAACCAUAUCCGAAGAAUAAUGAUACUUUUCUAGAGGAUGAGAUAGAAAUGGAAAGUUACCCAAUGAUGAAUGAAGACAAUAAUGUUUCCCAAGGAAAGGACGGUACAUUAAGGACACAAGGACUUAACACAUUACCGCCCUUAUUUGUAGAUAUAGCGAGAGAUAUAGACGAAUACCUUCACGAAAUAGAGACAUUCUUGGAGCAUCUUAUGAAACUUUAUAGAAAGAAUUCAUUACCAGGAUUUGAAGAUAAAACUCCAGAUGAACAAGAAAUUGAGAAAAUUAGCCUUGAUAUUUUACAAUUAUUCCAAAGAAGUUAUAAUGUGAUGAAGAAAUUAGAAGUAAUACAUGAAGAACAAUUUUUAGAGGGAAGACAAUUGAAUAAAGGAGAAUUAAUGAUUCUCGAUAAUAUGACAAAGGAUUAUGCUCAAAAGAUUCAAUGGGAGAGUAAUAAAUUUAGAGUUCUUCAGAAUAAUUAUUUGAAAUUUUUAAAUAAGGAUGAUUUGAAACCUAUAAUUCCUAAAAAUGCUUCCGAUUCAUCGCAAUUAUUACUUCAAGAGGAAGAAGAAAAGGGUAAAAAUGGAUUAAGCAAUGAAAUCGACGAAUACUCAAUGAAGACUCUACAAAAUCAGCAACAAAAAGCCAAAAAUUCGAACCAAAAAUUCUUGGAACAAAGGGAUCAGGAGAUAACUGAAUUAACAAAAGGUAUAUAUGAAGUAGGUACAAUUUUCCGAGAGAUGCAGAAUUUGAUUAUUGAUCAAGGGACAAUUGUAGAUAGAAUUGAUUACAAUUUAGAAAAUACUGUAGUGGAAUUAAAACAAGCAAAUAGAGAAUUAGAAGGGGCAACUCGUUAUCAAAAACGUACCCAAAAAUGUAAAAUUAUUCUUCUACUUACAUUAUGUGUGAUAGCAUUAUUUUUCUUUGUCAUGUUAAAACCCAGUAAUAGUACAAAGUCAGUUAAAUAUGAACCAAACCCAAAUACAAACUCAAAUACCGGGGCUUUAGAUGAUCAAGACAAUGGAUCUCAUAAAGUUGAGAAACCAAAAGAUGAACCAGAACAUAAAAUAUCCAAUAAUGGUGCUGCAUUACUUGAAGAUGAAAUGAAAAUACGUAUUUUAUAA